UCAACAUUCAUCAGUUGAUGUUGAUCGCUUGCGGAGUGGGUUGGUGUGUCUGGUUUGCGCUAGAAAGUUGAUCUCGUGUGUUUCUGGGAGUACGCGUCCAGUCCUUCGAUCGAUCCAUUGUUCAGUUGUAAUUUGGGACUUGGCGUGCAAUUUGUUUUUUGCUCGCUAAUCGGAGAAGUGUGUCAGUAAAAGUUCAGUGAAAUAAUCAAAGCCGCACGCGCCUGAUAGUAACCGGUCAGAGGCAGCUACUGGACGUAGACCGUCGAGAAAAGGGCGGAUGUGCGAAAGUUUCUUGUUCAGAAAACUUUGUUUUCGAUAAUUGAUUGGAUUUAUUAGUGCAGUGGAUUUUCACAGACUAUUCUAGCAGCAGAGUGGAUUAAGCAAUUGCAUAUCAGUGUGGAAAAGGGAAAUAUAAGUCAGAGAACGGAAAUACGGGGGCAUCGAUCUGUUCGAUCAUUUUGCAGAGGAAAUAAAACUUCGUCUUCAAGAUUUCAUUAAGAAAUAUCCCCAAACAAUUCAUCAUGCAGGUGGAAUCAGGUUUCACUAAAUAUUCAGGACGAGUGCCACCUCUAGAUCUGUCUAAUGUUAAUGUCUGUGCGCGUGAUAGUGAUUUGCGAUGGAAUAAAAUGCCGACAUCAAUAUCAGCAUCAACUACUUCAUCGUCAGGCGCAUCUAUCUCGAAGAAACCGGCUCAAGAAAUUCAAAUGGGUUCCGAUGGUUUGCCUAUCGAUCCACGCGAUUGGACUCGUGCCGAUGUCUGGAAAUGGUUAAUAAAUCUUGCAAUUUCCGAGGGCCUUGACGCCACACCAGAUCUAGCACAAAAAUUCCCUAUGAACGGAAAAGCGUUGUGUUUAAUGACCCUCGAUAUGUACCUUAGCCGAGUGCCCGUCGGCGGAAAAAUGCUUUAUCGCGAUUUUCGAGUUCGCUUGGCACGUGCUAUGAGUCUGUAAUGCAGAUAUAUCAGCCACAACGUUAAAUUCGCUCUCCUCUAUCAUAGACGGGACGAAGUGUUAUUAUUGCAUUAAGCAUGUCCAGAGUCCACUGCUUACAGUUGUGUAUGAAAAUUGUAUGGUAUUUAUUAUGAAGUAAACUUGUAUUCCUAUUUAGACAUAAGGUUGUAAAUUAUUGUACAGAAUAUUGAAAAUGUUAUUAUUUAGAAAUCAUUAAUAUAACUUAUGAACUAUAAUAUUGUAAAGCUUUCAAAUUUAUGAGCACACACAAAAUCGAAUCUAUUAAUAUGCCAACUGCAUCUCAAUCUCAUCAAAUAAGUAUCGUUUACGACGGGACGUUUUGAAAAAAGAUUAAAAACAAUCCAAGAUCUGAAGAUUAUGUUAGCGUAAUAAAGUCAUACUUAGCAAAUUGUGACCUCGAAAUGCCCUUUUUUACUAGCCGAACUUGAUACAUCGACGAAUUCAGAACAAAGUUAUUAGAUUCAUUUUUGGAUACUCCUUUUUAUUAAUCUGGAGAAUAUCCUCAUAAUCAUACCAGAUUGUUUUUAAUCCGUUUAUGCAGACAGUAUAUCAAUCGUUUAUUAAUUACAGAAUGUGGAUCUCAAUAGCAAUUUACUUAUUUAACCUCUUAGCAAACCAUCUGGUUUAGUAAAUUUUGUAUUGAUUGAAGUUAAACGCUAAGGUUUCUAGUCAUAUGAUUUUCUGUUUGAUUAAAUAAGAAGACUUUGCAGAAAUGAAUAAACUUAUUGUACAUA
This is a messenger RNA of Hermetia illucens (black soldier fly), 1705 nucleotides long. RefSeq lists its product as uncharacterized. The record is from RefSeq and is a predicted model, not a curated record. Gene Ontology annotation, molecular function: sequence-specific DNA binding. The transcript has 2 exons. NCBI's taxonomy places the organism in Eukaryota, Metazoa, Arthropoda, Insecta, Diptera, Stratiomyidae. Bases 522 to 950 code for a protein of 142 amino acids.